Molecule: messenger RNA, 243 nt
Organism: Protopolystoma xenopodis
Lineage: Eukaryota; Metazoa; Platyhelminthes; Monogenea; Polystomatidea; Polystomatidae
Source: the annotation of a GenBank genome assembly
AUGAACAGUCAUAAUCAGACAAUUCCAUCCAAUCAAACCUCCCGUGAAGCAUCCCCUGAUUACGUACACGCAUCUCGCUACAAUAGUACACUGUUGGACAGUGCUUUACCAGUAUCUGGAAAUCCAAGUGUCAACUCGAGUGCAUUUUCAAGACAUGGAGGUCUGGAUCAAAGACACAAUAACUACAGAAAGGGUUGGUUUAUACUUGAUGUCCUGAAUCAGGUGGAUGACACUUUUGGUUAG